AUGUCGCUUUCUGGAAAUAUGACCAACAGCAAGUGCACUUCUGCUUGCAAUGGUGCGUCAGGCUCGUCAGCACAAGACAAGAAGUUCAAAAUAGUCAAUUUGAGCGGCCCGAUCAACAUCCUGCUGCCAAUGGAUGAAGUUGAAGGGGUUGACUCGCAGCUCACUGACCGUGUCAGCCCAUCUCCUUUCUGUCCAUACGUUGUCGGAACCGAGAUUGAUCUCAAGACCUCUGACGAAGGACUUCCGAUCAAAGCCCAGGUUAUCAAAUGUUUCGAGGCGACCUUAUCUUGUGUCAUGGUCAUCCGCUUCAUCGAGCCUCCAGUCUUCAACAACACAUCUGAAUGCAUUUUGAAACUCCUGGACCGCCGCUUCUCAACCCAGGCGCGUGGAGAUUUGGACCUCGCCCCCUGGACCCCUACGCUUGAGCAGAAGUACCAAGCCUUUAUUCGCGAAGGUAAAGCAGAAGAAUUGUUUGGUUACUGGGACGCCGCAAAACAGAUCAACCGCGAAUGGUCGGCAUAUUACGUUGCCAACCACCGCAAAUGGAGUCCGGCAAAGUGGGAGACAUAUAUCCAAUGGCAGGCUCACGACAUUUAUGAGGAUGAGAAGAAAGCUUACCAGCUCAUGGCUGAUCUCCAAGGCAUAUCGAUUCCCAACAUGCUGGGCGAAGUGUACUUGGAUCUCCCUGCAGAAGCUGCGGUCGAUGAUGACAACGAAGAUCCCGACCAAGAAUCAAGAAGUACAGAAUCUGGGAACACGGCAGAUGAGCCAAGCGUCCACUCAAUCCCGGGUCUCCUCCUCCAGUACGUCCGCGGCUUUCACCUGAACGAACUUCACGAACACUUGCCGCGCGAGCACUGGCAAACCGUAGUCGACUCUUCCCUCACGACUCUGCGACAGAUCCAAGAUUGUGGUAUACUCAACCGUAAUGUCAACCUUCGUAGCUUUAUCAUCGAUCCAGCCACACAACAUGUCAUGAUGAUAGAUUUCGGCAUCACCAAAUUCCGCGACGACGUGGGCAGCGACAACGAGUGGGAGAGGAUGCAAGCAUGGGAGGAUGAAGACUUUCAAUUAGCUAUGUCUAUGCAGGGCAUGCUAUGGAAUCUGACUGGCAGCACCAUAACGUACAAGCCUACUGAAUGGCGCUGGCGACUGAAAUAUCGCUACCACAUGGGAGGUGAAGAGGAGGGCGGUACCGAGGAAGAGGAAGAAUAUGUGAAGAAGCAGAAGGACUUUGUCUUCGAGAGAUGA
Molecule: messenger RNA, 1251 nt
Organism: Aureobasidium namibiae CBS 147.97
Lineage: Eukaryota; Fungi; Ascomycota; Dothideomycetes; Dothideales; Saccotheciaceae
Exons: 2
Coding region: 1-1251 (416 amino acids)
Source: RefSeq, a predicted model, not a curated record